This is a messenger RNA of Biomphalaria glabrata, 3958 nucleotides long. RefSeq lists its product as uncharacterized. The record is from RefSeq and is a predicted model, not a curated record. NCBI's taxonomy places the organism in Eukaryota, Metazoa, Mollusca, Gastropoda, Planorbidae. The transcript is spliced from 6 exons. The coding region runs from base 139 to 681 and encodes 180 amino acids.
CUUGGCUUUUACACAUAAAGUAAACUAACUCAUACUUUGGUCCUGAAGAGUUAGCUUAUGUUGACCUAGAUAUACUUUGGUUCAUUUGAUAGAUCUACACACUUUCUUAGGGAUAACACUGCAGUCUUAAAAGGUACAAUGGGGCUUGGCGAGACAUCAUUAACUUGGAGGUUCUCUUUCCUCUUAAUGUUUAUUGGACUUUUUGCCAUGAUCGCUGCUGUGGCAUCAUCCUACAUGGCAGCAUCUGAUGUUAUACCCAACAGAGAACGGCACAUAGGCUUCUGGGACAUGUGUGAUGAUACACUGACAUAUGGCUGCAAGGACAUGACUGAAUACCUACACCGCUUAGGGCGAAACUUUGACUGGGUGCAUGCAUGCAGGGCUCUUGUCAUCAUAGGAAUUAUUAUUGAGGCCAUAUCUAUGUUGAUAUCACUGUACAUGGCCUACAUGGUAUCAGGGACACACCUUGGUAACCUCAUCACAGCUGGAGCCAACUGUUUAUCUGUUGUGUUUAUUCUCAUUGGUGGACUUGUAUUUUUGGUCAACGCCAUGGAAGUAUUGGAGACAACCCUGGAGAUGGACUCAGACCCCUCCUGGUCAUUUGCACUCCUCAUUUUAGCCCAAGGGUUUUACCUCAUCGCUGCGGGCUUACUGAUAUUUGAUGCCUGUCGAUCUAAUUGAUCACAUCAAACAUAUCUUAGAGAUCUCAUAUAAAACAGUCAGUGGUGAUUUCACCUUCUUGAUACUGCAUAACUAUUUAGAAAUUUUAGUUGAGACCUCAGCUGUGUAACAAUAUUUAGAGGACACUUUUUCAAUAGUUGAAUUACAUUUUCAGUUGUCAUAUUAUUUGAGUAAUGUUUUUUGGUUGUUGUGAUGGCCAAAAAAAAAAAAAAGAAAUUUAACUAUACAGUUUUGUCCCUUGGCUCUUCUAUCAGGACUAUAGUGUAUAUUAUAUUUUCCUGAGGUAUUUCAAGACAAUAUGAGAAUCAUUAUACUGAGGUAAUAAGAUAGAAGGCCAGUUAAGAUUAUUCUUGCUUUAUAUUGCUUCUUUUCUUUUGUUUUUGGGGACUCAAUCUGUACAAUUUUGCUUUUCCUUACUUAAAAGUCCUUUUUUUUUUUUAAUUUUAUAAGCAGUUUUUUUUCUUCAUUUGUAAAGAAAAUGAAAUUAUAUUCUUUUUAAAAUGCAUUUGCAUUUCUAAGUUGAGUCUUGGGUUGUGCAAGUUAUCAAAUUACAUUCCUGGAUCAGCCUAUGGAAUCUAUGUAGAAAACUGAUGUUUAAACCAUUGGCUUUGGUUGUGUUUGACUUUUAAGUCAGUUGAUGUUGGGUUUCAUUUUCUUCAUUAGUGUAGUUUUAUUGAAAGAAAAAGACAUGGAAAUUGAUUACAUUCUUCUUUCAGUGCAUAGAUUUUUAACAGGUUUUAUUUAUGGUUCUAUUGUUGGUCAGCUAUAGGUUGUUAAUGAAGAAUGAUAUUAUCCUUUUUAAUGUGCAGGUUUUUGAAAACAAAUAUAUUUCUUGAUACAUUCCAUACAUUUCCAUAGUUUGAUCUAUUUUUAUGUAUAUAUUGACAAAUGUAUAUUAAGAAUAUUUUUUCUACACUAGUGUUGUCAUUUGUAUGUAUGUAUAAAAAUAUCUUUGCAGAAUAUGGUGUUCCAUACUUUUAUGUGUAACUUGUACAAAUCAUCAAUUGAUGGUACUGUGAAAUGAAACUGAUAGCACUUGACCACUUAUUAUUUUUGUAAAUUAGAGUCAUUUGAUUAAUUUCUAUGUUUCACAAUUUACUCCUUUUACAAAAUUUGCACUAUUCAAUAUUUUGGUGUCAAAUUCCUGAAAAGAUUCACUUGUCUAAUUUUUUCUCAUUUUGUUUAAUAAAAUUAAUUAUAGGAACUGUAAUUUUUUUGUUUGCUUCACAGAAUACUGUAUGUAUUUUUUUAUGUUAGCAUUUGCAUUCUUUACUAUGUACCUUGGUAUAACUUUUUUUGAAGAUUUAAAAUUAAUGUCAAAUAUUUGCAAUUAUUAACUGAAUUUUUAUUGAAAUAAAAACUUAUAAAAAAAACUUUUUUUUUUUUAUUAUUGAAGUAUAUUAGUGUUUGUUUUUUUAAAUAUAACGGUAUUGCAAAAUUGUACCUGUUAUUGAUUCAAAGGUUCAAUGUCAUUAUAUAAAGUAAUUUGUCUGUGUGUCCUGAAAUCCUUAAGUCCAAAUUAUGUUAUGUGUAAUUCAGCAUGUGGUUGAUUAAAUGCAUGUUUAAUUUUGAUCUUGUGUACACCUAUUUUUGUUAGUUUCAAAUUAGUUUAAAACAAUUUUUUUUUUUUUUAAUUUGUCAAAGUUAAAUUGUGUUGGCAUCUGGAAAAAAAAAACAAAUGCUAUAUCAAAUGUAGGCUUCUUUUUUUUUAAAGAACUUAUCAAGUUUGGAAAUUCCGAAACAACAUUUGCGUGCCAGUGGGUCUAUAAGAAUAGAUUGAGUGAAUUGAGGUGAAUUUGAUGUCAUUGUAAGUUUCAUGUUAUCUGACUAAAGUGAUUGUGCCUAUUACAUUGUUCUAUAAAACAUUCCAUGAAUCAUUUUAUAUAUAUAUUUUUUUUAAUGAAGUAUACUACAGCUACUGCUGAUCUGUAUAAAUUUUCUGAAUGCAAUCUUGUCAUUAUGAGCUCAUUAUGCUAUUUUUUCUCAAUUAUUGACAUUUUUUGUUACUAGAUAUUUAUCAAAUACAUUCAUGUCUGGCCUUUUUGAGCAGCUAUCAACAUGUGUGCUAACUAGCUAAGCCCUGAUAAGGUUUGGUAUUCUCCCAAACUUUUUUCUGUGCUUUGUUUUUUUUUUGUUUUGUUUGGUACACUUUUAUCUUUCUAACUUUGUCCUUUAUGAACUCAACAUAGUGGCAGGUUUUGAGACAUUAGUUGGGGAGGGGGGAGAGGGCAGAGGUUGUCAUUGGCUACAAUUCAAACCCUGAUAGUUAAUUCCAGCACCACCAGCUUCAGGGGCUAGUGACAAAAUUUAAAAAUGGACAUAUUUUAUCUCUGACCAACUCAGUGCAAACAUCUUUUAAAUUGUCACAUAUUUAGGUUUGUUGAUGAAUAAAAUAUCAAAGUUAAUUUUAGAAAGUACUCUGAUAGUCGUAGGGAACACAAGUAAAUGUGCUGAUUGUUGUGGACGGUUGUUGACUUGUAGCACCAAACUUCUGGUAGACAACUAAACCAGCUGUUGGCGUAUUAGAUCUUAAUUGAUAAAACUUAAAUAACUUAAUGACUUCUUUUGGUGAACAAAACUCAAUGGAACUUUUAUUACAAUAUAAACAAAUUCAACUUGAGAUAAUAAAUAUAGUAGACUUGAGUCAUAAUAUAAAAUAUUAUCAUGAACCAGAAUCUAACUACAGUAACACGUCCAUUCAGUCUGGUGUUCAGAAGUCAUCUGUCCUAAGACUGCUGACAUAGUGAUGUUUAUCUUGCAUCAUUCACAACCAAUGACUAACCUCUUCCCAUUCUCUCCAUAGAAACACACACACGCUCAUGGUUCAUAGUUCAUCUCCCCUUUUGUUAUUUGUAGUACGUUUUUUUUAUUUCCUUAUUAGCUGUACAUGUCUCAACAUUCCGGAAGUGUAUUUCUUUGGUGCUCAGGCGUUUUUAUAUGAAAAUUCUUAAUCAACAGUUAUCUUUAAGGAAGAUACAUUAUGUUUAAAAUUGUUAGUAGAUCUACAUAUUUUAAUACAUUUUUAAUCAAAGUUGUGUCUAUGAUGUACUGAUUUCAGAAGGGGGAGACCAUGAGUACCAACGCUUUUCUUAAUUCUUAAAUACGUUAAACAUUGAGCAUGUUAUUUGGAAUCUGGAGUCUUAAUGUAUUUGCAUUUAUUGAAUGCUAAAUGACUAUACUGUUUAGCUAUGUCUUGUGAAUAAAUUUGUUCUCAUACAUUUACGCGUUUGUGUUUGUCAAAAUAUAAAUGAGUUUGUAAUUAAACCCAUUUACCAUC